GCCGCGGCCCGGCGGCACAGCAUGGCGGAGGAGAGCGGCGUCUGCAGCUUUGUGUUCAAGAAGCGGGUCCGGGCCGCGGGCAGCGGCCGGCGGAAACGGCCCGGCAGCGACCAGGAGCGGGAGAGCAGCGGGGAGGAGGGCAGCACCGUGGUGCGCAAGGAGCGGCGGCGGGACACCCCCAACCCCAUGAUCCAGAAGACCAGGCGCUGCACGAGGGAGAGGCCGGAGUACGCGCCGAGCAGCAGCGAGGAUGAGGAUCCUGCCAAAGAGAUCGGGGUCACCUACAAAUCCACCAGGUCGGCGAAACCUGUUGGCCCAGAAGACAUGGGAGCCACAGCAGUGUACGAACUGGACACAGAGAAGGAGAAGGAUGCCCAGGCCAUCUUUGAGCGCAGCCAGAAGAUCCAGGAGGAGCUGAGAGGAAAGGAAGACGAUAAAAUUUACCGUGGCAUUAACAACUACCAGAAGUAUGUGAAGCCCAAGGACACAUCGAUGGGAAAUGCCUCCUCAGGAAUGGUGAGGAAAGGCCCCAUCCGAGCUCCGGAGCACCUGCGGGCCACGGUGCGCUGGGACUACCAGCCCGACAUCUGCAAGGACUACAAGGAGACCGGGUUCUGCGGCUUCGGGGACAGUUGCAAGUUCCUGCAUGACCGCUCAGACUACAAGCACGGCUGGCAGAUCGAACGGGAGCUGGACGAGGGCCGCUACGGCGUCAACGACGACGAAAACUACGAGGUGAGCAGUGAUGAGGAGGACAUGCCUUUCAAGUGUUUUAUCUGCAGAGGUUCCUUCAAGAACCCUGUGGUCACCAAGUGUCGGCAUUACUUCUGUGAGAGCUGUGCCCUGCAGCACUAUCGCAAAUCCCAGCGCUGCUACGUCUGUGACAAGCAGACCAAUGGGGUCUUCAACCCCGCAAAAGAGCUCUUGGCAAAACUCGAAAAACACAAAGGGGAGGAAGAAGAGGAGCAACGGUCAGACCAAGAAGAGCAUCCACAGUAGCAGAACACAUUUUGUAUAUAACUGAAUAAAGCUUUUGUAGGAGAAAAAAAAAGCUACCAGCUGUAGCCAGGGGUUCUGUAUCCAACCAGCAGCUACUGAACCACGCCCAGCUGUGCUGGACUCUGUCUGUGCUGCCCUGUGGGGGCACAAGGCAGGACAGGCAAGACUCAAGGUCUGAGUGAGCCAUCUGCUACCCCCAGAACCCCUGAGUGCAGCCGGGGAAGGAGGGUGAAGGUUCAGUUACUCUGUAAUUGCUGCUUCUGACCAUGGUGCUACCGUUUCGCUCCUAACUGUGCAUGGAUCCUGCUGCUGUGCCAGCAGGGAACAAAGUUUAUUUAAGCCCCCAGUCUUUGUUUGGAGCAGACUGGAGGCAUGGGCAAGGAUGAGAAAUACAAGCUUGCAUUAAAUUCUUCCUUUACCCUAAAAAUGCUAAUUCAUGGCAAAGCAGGCUGGAGCACUGCAGUUACUGGGCAUUUAUUCCCUCCUGUUUGGUUCCUAGAACUCAAGACAGGGACAGAACUUCAGUGAGCUGCAUGCUAAGAGAUUAAAUCAGGAGCCAACCCUGAGCAUAGGGAGGAAGUGGAACUGGGCCUGGCCUUAACAAACACUCCUGCAACUGGGAGAAUUUUACUGAAACUUCAGAAAAGAGCAAGUGCAGGUGUUUGCAGCUUGUUGCUUUAGUUGAAGUAUGUUUCUGAAGCAUGAAGGUAGCUGCCAUAAACUGAUGAGCUGUACAAAACUAAAGUAAAAGCAGGCAUGCACAGCUGGCCUGUCACCCUCUGUGAUUCACUCCAUCAUCCUGCACAAAUAGCAGACUUAAAAAACAACUUCAGAAAUAUUUUAUUUGUUUUGGAAAAAAACUAGAGUAACAAACUAUCUGGGUUCAAGUACGGUUUAUAAACACAAGAAGGACCUGUUGCCAGCACCACUAUUCCCAUCAACUGCACCUAUACAAGGAUUCUCAGUGCUUCAGUAAAGAGCAGAUGACCUUCAGCACCAUGGUCCUUGGAAAACAAGUCAAACUAAAAGCCUUAAAUACACCUCCAAAUAAACCAAACACCACGGAAUGGGGGAGAGCUGCCACAGCAGCAGGGCAGAGCCACACAGCCAUGAAUCACACGGAGCCACGUGAGCAGCUUCUACCUGUCAGUGAGGGAAGGCAGAACAGCAAUGGUAACAGAAAGGUUAAAGUUCAGUUCUGUACAGGAGUUGUGAGCAAGAGGAUCAGCAUGAAAAUCAAUUUACUUUUCCACUGUGCCAGGAAAUAAAGUCACUGAGAACAGGCAGGUUAAGAGUGUUUCAUGCUGUGAAACCAGCCCAGCUAACGUGAAGUUCAAGUGGAAGGGGAUAAAAAAGCUGGUACAUUGUGCAGGCAUUCACACUGCUCUGGCGACCCAGGAAGCUGGAAGGGGAGGCUGGAAGACCCUGUCUGACCUGGAGUUCAGAGUGCUCAGCAUUGAGUGAGAAGUCUUCAAAAGCCCUCUCUGGACUGGAAAAAUCCAGUGCUGCAGAGGAAUGCCCAGUGCAGCAGGAGUGCCUGGAAUGGCAUCAACUUGUCUUUGAUCUCAUGUUUUUCAUCACAAAGCAGUAACUAAGAAUAUAAUCCCUUUUUUUCCAACCCCUUAAAACUUGCCCUGUGACAAUACUGUUACAGGAACUUAACCAGUUCUAAGAGAAUGCCCAAAACUAAGAGCUGCCCACCUCCCCUCAACUCUAAGGCACCCUUAAAAGAGAAAGAACCAAAGAGGGCAGGGACAUGCAGCCUCAACUGUGAAGAAGCCAGUGAUUUUUAGAAACAUAAAUAGAGACCACAACUACACAGACCCACUCAGCACCCUCGAGUGCUCUACCAGAGUUCAGCUGGAAGAAUGGGGGCUCCAGGCACUGCACCUUCUGGAAUACUCCACAGCUCCUUGGGUUGAUCCUUUUCCAGCUCAGGUCUGUCCAUUUGUAUCCAGGUUACUUCUUAAAUAAACAGUCAGUUGAAGUUCCUUCCCAA
Molecule: messenger RNA, 2998 nt
Organism: Lonchura striata (white-rumped munia)
Lineage: Eukaryota; Metazoa; Chordata; Aves; Passeriformes; Estrildidae
Product: E3 ubiquitin-protein ligase RNF113A
Biological process (GO): snoRNA splicing
Cellular component (GO): U2-type spliceosomal complex
Molecular function (GO): metal ion binding
Source: RefSeq, a predicted model, not a curated record